Messenger RNA from Funneliformis mosseae, 771 nucleotides. The record is from the annotation of a GenBank genome assembly. NCBI's taxonomy places the organism in Eukaryota, Fungi, Glomeromycota, Glomeromycetes, Glomerales, Glomeraceae.
AUGCCUAAAACUUCAAAGAAAAAUAAAAAUCGUAUCGCUUCGCUUAACAUUAAUUCAAAUUUCAACGAAAACAAUUCCAAAUCAAAUAGAGAAACACACUUUAUUGACAAUAAUUCAAAUAAAGUUCUAACCGAUAUCAAACCGACUUUCCCUCCCAUUUUAACAACAUACGAUCUCAUCAAAAAUGCUAAUAACGGUAAAGCCAAAAUACUUCCAAACGCUUUUAUCGCGUACAGAAUGGCAUUAAAUCGUGAGUAUCGUAUUAAAAACGCUAAAAUACCUCCUGCGGGACAAUUCUCUAAGCUCGCCAAAGAAUCUUGGAAUAAUGAAUCACAAAACGUAAAAGACUAUUACAAUAAAUUAGUUGAGGAAGCUAAAAAAUUAUUUAAGCAAAAUACAAUUCAAAUCGUAUUUGAUAAACAUAUGAAUGAUGUUGAAAAUAAUCAAGAAAGCGGGCAGAUUCCAUCUUUACAAACAACGAAUUUAAUUUGUGACUCUGACUCGGAUAAUGCUAAUUAUACUCAAAAAGAAACACCUGUUGAGAAUUUAAUCUGCACACAAGAUUCAUCAAGCGUAUACCUUCCGAUCUUUCUGACUGAGCAUCCUUCUAUCAGCGGUGUGAAUUCUUCAUUUGAUGGAUUCUUUCAAGCUAGUUAUGCAAGAAAUAACAUUUUCGUUGAUCCGUAUGGAAUACAUUCGGUUCCUAACGAACAGGAACAUAUCAGAAUACUGCAACAAAUCAUCAUCUAUUUACUUCAAACCAAUCAGUAA